Messenger RNA from Fibroporia radiculosa, 1914 nucleotides. RefSeq lists its product as uncharacterized. Gene Ontology annotation, cellular component: P-body; CCR4-NOT core complex. The transcript is spliced from 4 exons. NCBI's taxonomy places the organism in Eukaryota, Fungi, Basidiomycota, Agaricomycetes, Polyporales, Fibroporiaceae. Gene Ontology annotation, biological process: nuclear-transcribed mRNA poly(A) tail shortening; regulation of DNA-templated transcription. The coding region runs from base 1 to 1914 and encodes 637 amino acids. The record is from RefSeq and is a predicted model, not a curated record.
AUGAAUCGCCCAGGUAACCGCUGGAACCCACAGGAGUCUGUGCAGAUGUUCACUUCGCGUCCAGGUCAGCCACCUCAAAGACCACCGAGCCUUGGUCCCAGCCCCGCCCUCGGCGGUCCCUUCCGUGGCCCAUACCCCGCCUACGGAAUGCCACCAAGAAAUGUCAUGCCAGGAUAUCCUGCCCUUCCAAAUCACCGCUCAACCCAGAAUGUUGUCCCCCAGCCGUCGCCCAAUUAUCUCCAGCAACGAGCCCAGAGCACUUUUCCUUUCACUGCUGGGGCUUUGCAACAACAGCAGUCUCAACAGCCGCAGACCCAGCACACCGCUCAAUCACCAUUGUCGCAUACACCGCAUCCACAGACCCAGUCGAGCGCGACCCCGACGCUUCCUCUCCAUCUCUCGCAGGCGGCCACCCCGAGCAUAGGGACAGCUCCAUCAGUAUCAUCGGCGAGUGAUGUAGGUCUGGAUCCUAAUGACUUUCCCGCACUAGGCUCAGCGCCAGCGAACAACUCGAAUACGCCCUCGAGCAACAACACGACCAGUUACGCAAGCCAGGCAGGAACGGGCGUCCAGAUGAGCGCAGGCGCGGGAGGGGUACAACCAACGGGAGCGGCGGGAGGAAAUCAACCACGAGACUUCACGCCAGAUGACUUCCCGGCGCUGGGUGGCCAGAACCAGUCGUCGCACCAGCAACAACCAUCACAGCAACAAGCACAACAGCAGGGCUCGGAAAGCCAUCCACCAGGCUUGAAUGGGUUCCAGCAGCACGGAGAUCAACAGCACCGACAGACUUUAUUGGGGUCAUUGACAGGAGGAACACAAACACCGUCUAUGGGGAGCGGCCAACAGCAGCAACAGCCAGGGCUGCUGAAUAUCGGACAGGCGAGGAAUGUGCACCCAGGAUUCCAGUCCGACGCUGAGAAACAAAGGAACUACGCCCUAAAGCUGAACCAGGGCAACCAUUCUACUGCUGCGCCGGCUGCUUGGAGCUCUCCUAACGCAAAUCCUAGUGCCCAGCAGGCAAGCUCCUUUCCCUCUACUGUUACUAAUGGGGCGCGUCAAAAUCACACGUCUCAGCAACAGCAGCAUUUAGCCGCGCCUCCGGGAGUCCCACCACCAUCUCAACAGCAAUCCCAAACACACGGGGCGGUGGCUUUGCCUGCAAUCCAGCAAACGCCAUAUGUUGGCAAUGGGACGGCGGCGGGUGACACCGCGCAUCAUCCCUCUCAAGGACCUGUCCACGCUACGAGCGCGGUACCGCAAACACCAGCGCAGCAAGUACUUAUGUCUCCAGCGGAUCGGUGGGGAUUGCUUGGUUUGCUAGCGCUGAUCAAGAAUGCGGACCCGGAUCAAACGCUGCUCUCAAUUGGCACUGAUUUGGGCACGAUGGGUUUAGACAUGCAGACACAAGGGAGCCUAUAUUCGGCAUUUAUUACACCCUGGGCAGACUCUUCAGCUGCGCGCACGGUGGAGCCGGACUUCCACCUACCCGCGUGUUACAAUGUGCAGCCGCCACCGCCGGGAUCCAGCAAGGCCGCGGCGUUCAGUGAUGAGACUUUGUUCUUCAUGUUCUACUCAUCUCCCCGCGAUGCCCUGCAGGAGAUUGCGGCGCAAGAAUUGUGGAACCGCAACUGGCGGUACCACAAAGAGUCGCGGAUAUGGCUCACUAAGGAGACGGGAACAACAGCGUCACAAAAGGUGCCUGGAGGCGAGCAUGGGACAUACUCGUGCUGGGAUCCUGACAAUUGGGAGAAAACAAGAAGAGAAAUGACGGUAUUGUACGCCGACCUGGAAGAGAAGGCGCCCCUCCCCGCGUACGCACCGACACAACCAAUUGCGACAAGUCAGCUGCAGACAGCGGCCCCAACGCAGCGAGUCGGCGCUCUGCAGGGGAUGGGUAUGGCUGCUAUGUAA